This is a messenger RNA of Hipposideros armiger (great roundleaf bat), 726 nucleotides long. It is a transcript of the gene PARVG, whose product is annotated as parvin gamma. The transcript is spliced from 10 exons. NCBI's taxonomy places the organism in Eukaryota, Metazoa, Chordata, Mammalia, Chiroptera, Hipposideridae. Gene Ontology annotation, biological process: establishment or maintenance of cell polarity regulating cell shape; substrate adhesion-dependent cell spreading; cell projection assembly. The record is from RefSeq and is a predicted model, not a curated record. Bases 130 to 726 code for a protein of 198 amino acids. Gene Ontology annotation, cellular component: focal adhesion; actin cytoskeleton; cytoplasm. Gene Ontology annotation, molecular function: actin binding.
ACCUCUGCUUCCAGGAGAAAAGAAGAAAUACCUGCCCCCCACUUCCCGGAAGGAUCCCAAAUUUGAAGAAUUGCAAAAGAGAAGCUGACGGGGAUUAAGCUGGAAGUGGAGGAGAUCGCCUUGACCACUAUGAGCCAGAGGCGCAAGCUUGAGGCCGUCCUGGAGGCCACCAACCGCAGCCUGCAGCUGGACGAGCAGCAGGUCAAAUGGAGCGUGGACACCAUCUUCAACAAGGACCUGCUGGCCACCUUGCACCUCCUUGUGGCUCUGGCCAAGCGCUUCCAGCCCAACCUGCCCCUCCCGACCAAUGUCCAGGUGGAGGUAAUCACCAUGGAGAGUACCAAGAGUGGCCUGAAGUCGGAGAAGUCAGUGGAACAACUCACUGAAAGCAGCACAGACAAGGACCAACCUUUGAAGGAUGUCUUUGAUGAAUUAUUUACGCUGGCUCCAGAGAAAGUGAACGCCGUGCAAGAGGCCAUCGUGAACUUUGUCAACCAGAAGCUGGACCGCCUGGGCCUGUCUGUGCAGAACCUGGACACCCAGUUUGCAGAUGGAGUCAUCUUACUUUUGCUGAUUGGACAACUAGAAGGCUUCUUCCUGCACUUGAAGGAAUUCUACCUCAUGCCCAGCUCCCCUGCGGAAAUGUUGCACAACGUGACCUUGGCCCUGNCCUUGCUUCCUCCUCAUCCGUCUUCCGUCUUCCUCUUCCGGUCCUGGGACUCCUGA